UGAAGAAUGACUCCAUCACUUAAAAAGACAAUUUACAUUUAUCUUUUCCAGAAUAGAUGUGUAUUUUAGAAUUUAAUUUAAUAUUUAAAUCAAGAGCAUGGAAAAAAGCAAGUCUCUUUGCCGUAAUAAAAAUGGAUAACCCAACUUUCCUUUGUAUGAAGCAAUAUGAGAAGAUGGCAUUGUCAGGAAAAAGACUCCAUUGUAGGAAAAUAUUUAGAUUCCUUUACAUUAAGUGAGGAGAGAAUGGCAGCAGUGGCAGUUUCACGCACAAUGAAAUUUACUAAACAGAAUUUCUUUUUUUUAAUUGGUGGAAUGAUAAUUUAUGUAGUUGAUAUUGUAGUGGACUUCUGGGUAGCUAGUAGAUAUUUCUGUCAAGGACAAUAUUCCUGGAGUAUAUGGAUUAUGUGUUUUAGAGGUCUUUCAUCAACAAUAACUCAGCUAUUUAGUUAUGAAUGGUUUAAAAAUGACUGGGAAGGUACUGAUACUGGGAAGCUGAAACUGGUUUUUCUAGUUCAUCUCUUUCAUUGUGGAAUUUUUAUAAGGUAUUGGUUUGCUUUGAAAUACGGCUGUCAAGCUGCAUUUAAACAAACAAAUGGCAGAGGUGCAUCAGAAGAAGACCCUUCCAACUUCAUUCAAAAACAAGCUAUUGAUGCAGUGACUGAUAUUAACAUGCUCAGGGUGUUCAAGACUUUUCUUGAGACCACACCACAACUUUUUCUUCAGAUUUACAUCCUCAUGGAACAUGGCAAAGCUCAUUUCUAUCAAUAUGCUGCCAUGAUGAUGUCUUUUUGUGGCAUCUCCUUAUCAAUGGUUGAUUAUCAGAUAUCACUACGAAAAUCUCUGCCUGACAAAGAAGAAUUUCGUGUGCUUUCCAAGUUCGUGUAUCUCUUCUAUAAAUUGCCUACCAUCACUUCUUGGAUACUCAGUAUUUCAUUGAUCACUCUACUCAGUAUCAGAAUUUCUGUAAUUCUGUUGAUAUUUUUUUGGAUCUGUGGCUUCACUUGGACUUUGAAACAGCAUACAACAUUUUGCAGGUCUAAGAAGAUGGAAUAUCUGUACAGAACUGUAGUUGGAAUCAUUCUAAUUUUUUCAUUUUUUAACAUAAAGGGGAGAAGAACAAAAGUUUGCAUUUCUAUUUAUUAUGCUAGUCACACUGUAGUGACUCUAGGUAUUUUGUUUGUAUACAUGUUCUGGAAACCUUCCAUUAUCAAAGAGAUAUGUUUUACAAUUGUAAGCAUAUUAGCUACUUUGAGUCUGGUGUUAGGUAUUACUUUUCUUGUUGUUUAUUACAGCCAUUUUCAUCCCACUACUUAUUGCAGACCUCAGACAUAUUCAGAUGAAAUUGAUGGAGUGGCAGGGCAAAAAGUUAGAGUGAAAAUUGGUAGAUUUCAGAAUUUCUUAAUGUAAUGAACUUUACAGGGUUUUGUUUGGUGUGUUUUUGUUUUUUUUUUGGUUUGGUUAUUUUUGUGGCCUUAAUAGCAAAUUCUUGCUGGACGGUGUGUUCCUCUGUCAUUGUUACUUAUGUAUCAUCACUGAGGAGUACAUAGUUUACCAGAGUUGUUGGCUUUGAAUAACUAUUUGUUUUCCACAAUACAAAGACUCUGUUACAUGAACAUUUAUGUGCUGGUGAAAGUUAAUUUGUCAAAGAAAUGAUUCAAUCUAUUCAUCCAACACAAUUCACAGUUUUAUUUUUUUUUAGCAAUGCAAAUG
Haemorhous mexicanus (house finch) is the source of this 1710-nucleotide messenger RNA. It is a transcript of the gene XKR9, whose product is annotated as XK related 9. Gene Ontology annotation, cellular component: plasma membrane. Lineage: Eukaryota; Metazoa; Chordata; Aves; Passeriformes; Fringillidae. Gene Ontology annotation, biological process: phosphatidylserine exposure on apoptotic cell surface; apoptotic process involved in development; engulfment of apoptotic cell. The transcript has 3 exons. The coding region runs from base 166 to 1407 and encodes 413 amino acids. The record is from RefSeq and is a predicted model, not a curated record.